Messenger RNA from Oppiella nova, 1032 nucleotides. Lineage: Eukaryota; Metazoa; Arthropoda; Arachnida; Sarcoptiformes; Oppiidae. The record is from the annotation of a GenBank genome assembly.
AUGGAUCGCGCCGAAGAGGACGACCACUUUGACUACUUGUCGGCACUCAAGACGAUCGCAAACAGUGGCGGCGCUCACAGCGAAGCCCUUCCCAAGAAGUCUUCGCAACACAUUGUCGUUGAUAUCAGUGACGACUCCGAGGAAGACAUUAACAACGCGAGUGAUGAGGACGUCGUAUCGCCUCAAGACAUAUCGCGAGUGAAGCCAUUAGUGGUGGAGACGAGAGAUAUCUCCAAAACCACAGCCAAAGAGAAACCACAAGAGAGGAGGCAAUCAACCGAUUCCUCCGCAGAUAAUGUCCUCAAAGUGGUGCCAAAAGAGUUCCCUAAAGACGUGCCAUCAGUGGUGACGACCAAACGUGAGGUGAAAGCGGAUGCCAAUGAAACGCCUCAACAGUCAGCUCAAGACGUGAAGCCAUGUGUGGAUCGGAAGCCAAUACGCGGCUUCGGUCAGAGGUUUAUGGAGGCUAUGAAGCAGAGGGCGAGUGGAGUGACCGUCAAGUCGGAGGUGAAGCCAAAGCUGGAGCCCUUCGACCGCAAACCAAACGUAAAGCCUGUGUUUGGUUCGGACAUCAAGUGUUUUGCGGGCAUUAAGUCCGAGACUGCAGUCAAACACGAGUCGAGUCACGACUCGAAGGACACGAAACCCAGUGUUGCCAGAGAUGGCCAGUCAGUGGCCAACACUUCCCAGUCGUCCACCGAUACGGCCAGUGAGACAGUGGAGAGUCAGCCCUAUACCGGAGGGGAUACUUCUGAUGAUGUGGACAGUGAUGACACCAAUGGGACUCUAGACUCGGACUGGGAUGCCGACAACACCUCCGACACUGAUAGCGGCCAACAGUUGGACACCCCUUCGGACAGCAAUAUCCUGAUCGCCAUCCAGAGAGUGAAGUCUAUGCACCAAAAGCCCACAUUUGAGCGCAUUUUCAAACAGUUCAGUAAACCGCAGACCAAUUGUCUGGUCUCAGAGAAAAUGCUUGACUUUCGGAACGCCAUCAACGACGCCAUGAAGAGGAGUGUCAUCAAGAAAGUC